AAAAAAAAGAGAAUGAGAGAGAAGAAAGAUUAAAAAAAGCCUUCCUUUCUUUUGGUUUCCUCUUUUUUGUUUUGUGCCUUUUGCUUAUCCAUCUCUUAGCUAUGCUGCAUUUUAUCCAAUGUUGUUUUGAUAGAAGAAUUAUAUGAGAUGUCCUAAACAAUAAAAAAAAGAAUCAUAAAAAGAUUUUAUGACAAAGAUUGGACCAUGCCUUAAGUGCUUUUGGCUUUCAGAUAGCUUCAUCAGCAAUGACAGAGCCAAGGGCUGGGCAGCAGUGGCCCUAACUAUUCAAAAUUUAAGUUUUGUUCUCAUAGUUUCUGUAACGCUUACUUUUUAAAAUUUUCAAUAUUGCGAUCCUUAUAGUUUCUUUGUAACUCUCAGUUUGGCUCUUCUAAAAUUUCCUUUGAUCCUUUUAUCUCUCUUUACCAGGGGAUACGGAAUUAUAACCUGUUUAAGAAUACAAGAAAUUUUUUUUCAAUUUUCUGAUGGCUCCAAGCAAGAUUAGAAGAGCCCUUGGGGCUGUAAAGGACCAGACUAGCAUAGGGUUGGCCAAAGUUGGUAGCAGUAACUCACUAUCAGACCUUGAUGUGGCCAUCGUUAAGGCCACUAGGCAUGAAGAAUACCCAGCAGAGGAAAGGCAUGUCCGAGAAAUCUUAAGCUUAACAUCAUAUUCACGUGCGUACAUAAGUGCAUGUGUAAACACCCUUUCAAGGCGGCUUAAUAAGACUCGAAAUUGGACUGUUGCAUUAAAGACGCUUGUGUUGAUCCAACGCCUACUCGGGGAGGGAGAUCCGGCCUAUGAGCAAGAGAUCUUCUUCGCGACAAGGCGGGGGACUCGCCUUCUCAAUAUGUCCGAUUUCUGCGAUACUUCUCGAUCCAAUUCGUGGGACUACUCAGCAUUUGUGCGUACUUAUGCACUGUAUCUUGAUGAAAGGCUCGAGUACAGGAUGCAAGGACGUCGAGGGAGGCGAAGUGCAUUCGGAAUCGACGAAGACGAAGAAGCUACAGGAACAAUUUGUGUGAGGUCCACUCCUGUUCGUGAGAUGAAGACAGACCAUGUUUUUUCCAGGAUACAACAUUUGCAGCAGCUUCUUGAGCGUUUCUUGGCUUGUCGUCCAACAGGUGGAGCAAAGCAUAACAGAGUUGUAAUUGUUGCACUAUACCCAAUCGUGAAAGAAAGUUUCCAAUUAUAUUAUGACAUAACAGAGAUAUUGGGUAUCUUAAUUGAUCGUUUCAUGGAGCUAGAGAUUUCAGACUCUGUCAAAGUUUACGAUAUCUUCUGUCGUAUCUCCAAGCAAUUUGAGGAUCUCGAAAGUUUCUAUGGAUGGUGUAAGAUUAUUGGCAUUGGGCGCUCUUCAGAUUACCCAGAUGUUGAAAAAAUUACACCCAAAAAACUUGACCUUAUGGAUGAGUUUAUUAGGGACAAAUCUGCAUUGGCACAGACCAAACACGCUAUAACUUUUGAAGAAAUGAUCCAUGAAACUGAAGAAGGAUCUAAGCAAGUAGAAGAAAAUGAAGAUGACAUGACUAAGAUAAAGGCGCUACCACCACCUGAGGGCUUUCCUACUGAAGAAAUAGCAGAGGAAGAGGUAAAGGAAGGUGACAAGGAAGAAAAUAAUACAACAGAGGUUGAUUUGUUGAACCUAGGUGAGGAACUAGUGUCAACGGAAGAAUAUGGAACCCAGUUGGCUUUAGCCUUGUUUGAUGGUGGUGCACAACCAGGAGCUACAACUAGGCCACCAUGGGAGGCAUUCAAUGAUGAUUCAAAAUACUGGGAGACAACUUUGGUUCAAUCAGCAAGUCAUUUAUCCAAUCAAAAAGCAACUCUUGCUGGUGGUUUCGAUAUGAUGUUGCUUGAUGGCAUGUAUCAGCAAGGGGCAACAAAUGCAGCAACGUCUGCUAUAGGCUAUGGAGGUAGUGGAAGUGCUAGUAGCGUUGCCCUUGAAUCAACGGGAAGGCCUACAAUGUUAGCAUUGCCACCUCCGCCGACACAAGAUGGCAAUAAUACAGUACUGCCUAAUGCAGACCCAUUUGCGGCUUCACUCGUAGUUGCACCACCGCCAUAUGUCCAGAUGUCGGACAUGGAAAAGAAGCAAAAGCUAUUAGUGGAGGAGCAACUCAUGUGGCAACAAUAUGCGAGGGAUGGGAUGCAAGGACAAGUUGGAAUAACAAAGUUACAGCCUAAUUCUUAUAAUAUGGGGGGUUACACUAGUGGAUACUGAAGAUUUAUAGGGUUCAUGUGAUAUUUUCAUUUUUCCCCUACUACUAAGAUAACUUUUGUAAUUAUUUAACUAUAAGUUUUCAAACUUUUCUUUAGUUAAUGUUCAAAGAUUUACUUAGAAUU
Molecule: messenger RNA, 2341 nt
Organism: Ricinus communis (castor bean)
Lineage: Eukaryota; Viridiplantae; Streptophyta; Magnoliopsida; Malpighiales; Euphorbiaceae
Product: putative clathrin assembly protein At1g03050
Exons: 3
Coding region: 483-2219 (578 amino acids)
Biological process (GO): clathrin coat assembly; vesicle budding from membrane; clathrin-dependent endocytosis
Cellular component (GO): clathrin-coated vesicle; clathrin-coated pit
Molecular function (GO): SNARE binding; 1-phosphatidylinositol binding; phosphatidylinositol-4,5-bisphosphate binding
Source: RefSeq, a predicted model, not a curated record